AGCCCUAUCUCCUUGAUUACACACAAAGACAGAGAAGUUCAAGACAAAAAAAAAAGAACACAAAACAGAGGUUCUCUCUGUACACAAAGAAGGGCGGCCUCUUUUUCGUGUGUGUGUGUGUGUGUGUUUUCCAGAGAGAAGAUGGCUAGUACGUUAGAUGUAUCGAGAGCAGAGCUUGGUCUAGUGGUUAUGUAUCUGAACAAAGCAGAGGCAAGGGAUAAGUUAUGCAGAGCUAUACAGUAUGGUUCAAAGUUCGUGAGCGGUGGGCAACCUGGUACUGCUCAAAACGUUGAUAAAUCCACUACCUUAGCCAGAAAAGUCUUCCGUCUUUUCAAGUUUGUUAAUGAUUUACAUGGUCUUAUCAGUCCUGUUCCUAAAGGGACUCCACUUCCUCUCGCUUUGCUUGGAAAGUCCAAGAACGCACUCUUGUCUACAUUCUUGUUCCUGGAUCAAAUCGUCUGGCUUGGAAGAUCAGGAAUCUAUAAGAACCAAGAGCGAGCUGAGUUACUUGGACGUAUAUCAGUUUUCUGCUGGAUGGGAUCAUCUGUCUGUACAACUUUAGUUGAGCUCGGUGAGAUUGGAAGGCUCUCAUCGUCGAUGAAGAAGAUCGAGAAAGGGCUUAAGAAUGGCAACAAGUAUCAAGAUGAGGAGUAUCGUGCCAAGCUUAAACAGUCUAACGAGAGAAGUCUUGCUUUGAUCAAAUCAGCCAUGGACAUUGUUGUAGCAGCUGGUCUUCUUCGGUUAUAUCCAGAGAAGAUCACUCCUCGUGUCACCGGAGCUUUUGGAUUCAUCACCUCCCUCAUUUCUUGCUACCAGUUGCUUCCGACACGACUCAAGAUCAAGGAACCUUGAAGCUUAUGGAAGAAAGCUGGCGUUCAAGAGAAAGUUUAAUUAUGUAAUACUAUGUUGGUCCGUUUGAGUAAUUUGCUGCUGUUAUUAGUCCUUGUAUAAAUACUUAUCUGCAUGAAUGAUGAUUAUAAUUAAAAAAAAUUAUGCCUCAG
This is a messenger RNA of Raphanus sativus (radish), 1001 nucleotides long. Its product is annotated as peroxisomal membrane protein 11D. Gene Ontology annotation, biological process: peroxisome fission; regulation of peroxisome size. NCBI's taxonomy places the organism in Eukaryota, Viridiplantae, Streptophyta, Magnoliopsida, Brassicales, Brassicaceae. Gene Ontology annotation, cellular component: peroxisomal membrane. The transcript has 7 exons. The coding region runs from base 142 to 852 and encodes 236 amino acids. The record is from RefSeq and is a predicted model, not a curated record.